Rhizophagus irregularis DAOM 181602=DAOM 197198 is the source of this 1585-nucleotide messenger RNA. The record is from RefSeq and is a predicted model, not a curated record. Lineage: Eukaryota; Fungi; Glomeromycota; Glomeromycetes; Glomerales; Glomeraceae.
AAACCAAAGAAUUUAUGGAAAGAAUUUGAUUUUAGAAAAUAUCAGGUAUUAUAAACAUGUCAAAAUUUCUACUAUUGAUUCAACUACUGAAUCAGAAGAUGCAGACGAAAGAAUAAUUUAUAUGGAAGAUUUAGAAAAAAGAAAACAAGUAUAUGGAAUAUGUGGAGAAUGUAAUGAACCCGGCACAGGAGAAAAAUGGUGUCAACCUUGUAAUGCUAAAAGAUUUAAGGAUAACUUUAAAAAUUGGACUAGUGGAAAUAAAAAUAUUGAUGAAUUUAUACAACAUUCACAACUUAAUGCUUUAUGUUAUGGUAAAUGUCUUGAAUGGAUACCUUAUGAAAAAUUUCAAAAUAUCACUUAUAUUGCAAAAGGUGGUUUUGGUAAAGUAUAUUUAGCUGAAUGGCCUGAAGGACAUACUGACUAUUGGGAUAUUGAAAAUCAAAAAUGGCGUAGAUGUGAUGAAGAUAAAUAUGCAUUGAAAAGUUUGAAUAAUUCUUCUGGUAUAAGUUCAGAUUUUUUUAAUGAGAUUAAAUCUCAUCUUCAGAUUCAUCUUCUUGAUAUUAUUACAUGUUAUGGAAUAACUCAAGAUCCAAAUACUAAGGAGUAUAUGAUGGUUUUAGAAUAUUGUAAAGAUGGAAACUUGAGAAAUUAUUUAAAUAAGUCUGAAGAAUACAUAGGUUAUAGAACAAAACUUAGUAAACUACAACGAAUUGCAAGAGGACUUUCAGACAUUCAUAUUGCUGGGAAAGUUCAUAAAGAUUUUCAUUCUGGAAAUAUAUUGUUUUCUGAUUAUAUACCAUAUAUAUGUGAUUUAGGAAUGUCUCGACCAGCAAAUAAGCAAGCAGUUAAAAGAGAAGGAAUUUGUGGAGUAUUACCAUAUAUGGCACCGGAAGUUAUACGUGGACAUCAAUAUACACAAGCAGCAGAUAUUUACUCAUUUGGAAUAAUAAUGAAUGAGCUUCUUUCUGAGGAAAUUCCUUAUAAUGAUAUUCCUCAUGAUGAAUUUUUAGCCAUUAAAAUAUGUAAAGGACAGAGACCAGAAAUUUCUAAAGACGCACCAAAAUUACUUGCAGACUUGAUUACAAGAUGUUGGGAUGCUAAAAUAGAAAACAGACCAACUGCCAAAGAGUUAUAUCAAACAUUACUGAAAUGGUUUAGAGAUAGUAAAAAUAGUGAAAAUAAUCAAAAUAUUGAAAUUUUUCUUCAAAUAAAAGAAUGUGAUGAAAUUAGAGAAAAAAAAUUUAACAACAGGUCAAAUGAAGAUAGGUCCAAAAAUAUUCAAACACAUCCACAAGCUAUAUACACUAGUAGACAUUUAAAUUUUAAAAAUCUUCCAGAACCAGUAAAUUCUUCUACUUUUCAAUUUAACUCAGAUGCUAAUUAUGAUAUUCAAUCAACGGCAGCGAAUCCAAUUUCAGCGUGUUUAGAUGUUCAAUUAAGCGAAUUAGAACUAAAUGAAAUUUGUCAAGAUUGCGAAAAUAAUAUUGAAUGAAGGUUCUUUCAUUGGAAUCAAAUAUUUAAGUAACUGAAGAGCAUGUUGAACAGUUGAAGUUAACCUUAUUUUAUUUCUAUUUUUAUAUUUUAU